UUUCUCAAGAUGCCCUGGUUUGUUCUUCAAUACAACACCCGACUUCAUGUAACAUUUCCAAACUACGGCCGUCCUGCAGCCUUAGGCGAAUGUGCUGUUGAAAAUAAGGUGCCGUUUACCCGAAAGGUUCGCCUCCCACCUUCAGUGAAUUCGUCUAUCACGACAUCAAGCGAUCUUCGUGCGGAAUUCCUAUCCUACUUUAAGGAAAAGGGUCACGUCAUGGUCGCACCCUCAUCUGUUUAUCCCAGGCGCCUGGAAGGCAGCUACUUCAUUAAUGCUGGUAUGAAUCAGUUUAAACCGCUCUUUCUUCGAAAUCAGAUCUGCCCUUCAAAUUCCGACUUAGAGUUCUCACGUCUUACUAGAGCAGUCAACUCACAGCCAUGCAUUAGAAUUGGUGGCCGUCAUGACGAUCUCAACGAUGUAGGCUACGACACUUGUCAUCACACCAUGUUUGAAAUGCUUGGCAAUUGGUCUUUUGGGGACUACGGGAAGGAAACAGCUUGUCGUCAAAUGUGGCAGUUCCUGACUGACGUUCUCGGCCUGCCCCCGUCGUGCCUCUAUGUCACAUACUUUGGUGGCUGUGAAGAGUUGGCACUGCCUGCCGAUGAUGAGACGCGAGAUAUCUGGCUCGAUAUUGGUAUUAGCGACCAAAAGCUCGUCUCAUUUGGAGCUGAAUCUAAUUUCUGGCGAGCAGACCAAGGUAGUGGCGGUGGUCUCUGCGGUCCCUCAACUGAAAUUCAUGUCGACUUUGCUGCACUUUCUGGUCGUGGAGAUCCCAACUGCGCUCGUUGUAUGGUCAACGCUGGCGAUGCUAGAGUGGUCGAGCUCUGGAAUUGCGUAUUCAUUACACAUCGAAUGGUCGAAGAGGCCGGCUCCCGAAUCGGCCUUGUCCCACUGCCAUGUCUCUCAGUGGAUACCGGCAUGGGGUUGGAGCGUCUUGCAUCUGUUAUGCAGGGUACAAUGACCACCUAUGACACGGAUGCCUUUCUGCCUCUCUUGAAUUUUAUUCACUCUGAAGCACAACGCAUUACAAGCAAUUCCGUACCUAGCUACAGCAGCCAGUAUAUCCUCCCUGAAUUGAGCGAGGACAACUCAUCCAACCCGUUGGUUGGGCGAACCAUAGACCAAGAGGCAACAGCCAAACCCAGCAGGCUCUCUAACAUUUUGAGGGCGUUCGCUCUUGGCCACAGGGAUUCAGCUACGUUGCCUGCCACGAAAGCUCGUCCAAUUAUGUCAGAUGGAGGGCCAGUGGAUUACGAAACACUCCACCGCGAUAUUGCCUAUCGCCUUGUGGCCGACCACAGUCGUGCUCUCAGUGUCGCCAUGCAGGACGGUCUGCUGCCUGGGAGGCAGGGUAUCGGGCUAAAGUUGCGCCACCUGAUUCACCGCUCAACGCGAGCUGCUGUUCUCACCGGCCUCGAUUCUGCCACCCAACCAACUCUCUUGCAAAAUCUCGUCUCUCGGGGUUUCUCAGCUGCUCCGUUUACACCAGAUAUCGAGGGUCCAUCGGCUCGUUCUCCCACACCCGCUCUUUCUGCGAAACAAAUGGGUGAAAUCAUUAAUCAAGAGGUAGCCGGAUUUGUUCGUCGGCUAGGCAAAUUGGAGGACGCUUUUCGCGCCUGUCUGAGUGACGGAAAUGACGGAGAUGCGUUAACACCUCAUCAGGUCCGUGGGCUCAUGUCAGGGCGUUACGGUGAGCCAGUUAGUUGGGACAUGAUUUGUGCUCAAUCUCGCUGGUACGGCCUCAGGACGCCCAUUGAGCCCUCUUCACCGACCUCCCCUUCUGAAACAGCGGGGCAACCCAAAUCACCAUCCGCACCCACUGCCACCAAACGUCUCCGCACCAUCCUCAAGGCCUCGCCUGUCACAAACGACAGCAAUAAGUACCACGUAGAGCGUGUUGUUCAGUCUGGAUUCAGCGGCGCUUCACUCGCACUCGUCAAUCUUCCUGGCCGAUGUGCUCCCCUAUCUGCCAGCAUUAUAGUGGAUUUUUUUGUCCUUAUAGCUGUUCCACCACUGAAAUCUAAUCUGGUAGCUCUGGUCUAUGAUGACGCAGCCGAUCCCAAGCUAGUUAGUGAUCCCAUAGAUUUCCUUGAAGUGAUUUCUGCUCAGAAGUUGGUAGGAAAGCGUCUGGGGCUGCUUUUUGAUCGAACAAACUUCUUCAGUCCGUGUGGAGGACAAGCCAGUGAUGUUGGAUUCAUAAAAUCCCCAUUAAGUCAGAAACCCGUUUUCCAAGUGUCUUCUGUAGAAAAAAUAACCGAGAAUGACUCAACGGUAUCCAGCAAAGGUUGGGUCAUUCAUUGGGUGACUUGCUGUGAAUGGAAUGACGAAGACCUUCCAUUGAAUUCGCUCAUUCUUUGUCCCGAUUCGCAAGUGCGUUUGAGUCUAAUGCAGAAUCACACAGCUCAGCAUUUAUUGAACUGGGCCUUUUCGGUUGAAUUGCCCAUCAGAGCUGCCUGGGUUGCCGACGCAGAACGGGAUACGCCGGCCGAGCCCCGUCAAUCGGCCACCACCAUCUACCACGGAAGCCGUGUGGGUUCUGAUCGGUAUUCCAUUCGCCUCACUCUCCUCGAGACCCCGGAGAAAUUGGAGGCGAUCGUUGAAAGGGUUGAGGCACGUUGCCGCGCGGCGAUUGAGGCGAAAUUGCCAAUUGUUUGCCAAGAAAUGGAACUUGCGGAUGUCGUAGAGAAGUCAUUUGUGAAGCGAUUUGCCUGGGAGUCCUACCCUCAAUUGGUUCGUGUGGUUUGCAUUGGAGGUGACAUAGAAACAAUAGGAAGAAGUAUCGACAGCCCAUCAUCUCUUUAUUCUGCCGAACUUUGUGGAGGCACUCACGUACAUCAAACCAAUGAUCUUGUGGACGUGGUCAUCGUUGGGUUACGAUCUAGAAAUCAAGCUGUUAAGGAAUUUGUGGCCAUAUCUGGCGAGCACGCGGCCAGAUCACGGAGCUGUGGACAACAGAUGCUUUCAGAGGUGUCCAACAAAUUAGACGCUAUUCAGGAGGCUUAUACACAGGCUGACUCGGCAGAUAAGCUCCUGGUUUGUGCCGAGGAUCUCAUUUCGCUACAAUCGCACGCGGAUCUAUUGACGGGUGGCUCUGAGGAGGAAUUACCCUUCGUUCACCGUUGUACCCUAGGCCGGUACCAAAAACAUAUUCAACGCAUGCUUGGAGAAAUCAGGAACGCUAUGAGGAAGUUAAACGACACUCCCGCCUUGGUAGAUCCUGUUAUGGUCGGCCAACUCAGGAAGUUGCUGAAGGAGAGGACACUGCCUCCUACCUCGGUUGUCGUUGAACCUUUUAAUAUCACUAAUUAUAAGAAGGUACGAAUGAGCUUUCUUGAAUGUUGCUCAGUGUUUUUUCACGUCCACUCUUCGGUGAAACCUACCAUAAUGCUUGUGAAAAGCCUUAAAAUCCUGUUCACGCUGGCCAAAUUCCAAUUUUUUGCUCAGUCAAUAUUCUAUGUCUUUCCAAGGGAACCAAUCGUUCUCUUUCACAAAGCGUCGGCCGUGCUUUUCCACCCUCAGGCCAAGGCCGUUGACUGGGCAAAUGGGGCUGCACGGUGGCUUGAUUUGUCUGACUCGGGGCUUGACCUCCGGGUGGAGGCUUUCAAGGAGGUGGAUCCAAGUUGCCCUGGAAAUCGCCUUGCAAUCCUUCGACUGGUCUCGCUCAAAGGUCAACGUCAACAUGACUGGCAGCCACACUUUUCCAAACUCUCUCAUUCCGUCACUGCCGCCUUACCUUGA
Messenger RNA from Mesocestoides corti, 3741 nucleotides. The record is from the annotation of a GenBank genome assembly. Lineage: Eukaryota; Metazoa; Platyhelminthes; Cestoda; Cyclophyllidea; Mesocestoididae.